Molecule: messenger RNA, 1167 nt
Organism: Candidozyma auris
Lineage: Eukaryota; Fungi; Ascomycota; Pichiomycetes; Serinales; Metschnikowiaceae
Gene: GCV1
Product: glycine decarboxylase subunit T
Exons: 1
Coding region: 1-1167 (388 amino acids)
Biological process (GO): glycine catabolic process
Cellular component (GO): mitochondrion
Molecular function (GO): aminomethyltransferase activity; protein binding
Source: RefSeq, a predicted model, not a curated record
AUGUUCCGUCGGUUUUACUCAACGGCACUCCGUAGAACGCCCCUCUACGAGUCCCACGUCAAGUACGGUGCCAAGUUUGUUCCUUACGCUGGCUUCGAAAUGCCAAUUCAGUACAAGGCCCAAUCCCACAUCGAUUCCCACAAGUGGGUUCGCUCAAAAGUCGGUUUAUUUGAUGUCAGCCACAUGUUGCAACACCACUUUGAGGGUCCGGAGGCUGCUGCUCUUUUGGAGAAGAUAACGCCAACUGACACUAGUGCUCUCCAGCCCUUCACGUCCACAUUAUCAGUGUUGCUCAACGAGAACGGAGGCAUUGUCGACGAUACAAUAAUUACAAAACACAAUGACGAAAAGUUCUACGUGGUGACCAAUGCUGGAUGCAGAGACAAGGACCUCGAGUUCAUCAAGGCUGAAGCUAAGAAUUUCUCCAGCAUUGACCACUACACUUUUGAAGGCACCUUGUUGGCGAUCCAGGGCCCUAAAGCCCAGGAGGUUUUGCAGAAAUACACAUCAGAAAGUUUGAAUGAUCUCUAUUUCGGUCACUCCAGGAUUCUCAGCUUGAGCAGCUUUGUUGAAGACGGUGUCCACCUUGCAAGAACCGGUUACACCGGUGAAGAUGGGUUUGAAAUGUGCAUCAAGGUGACGAACGAGAAGGAGGCCGCUCAGUCACGAGCAUUUUUUGAAGCUUUAAUCGACGAAAACCCCGACUUGGUGGCCCCGAUUGGUUUGGCUGCCAGAGAUUCAUUAAGAUUGGAGGCAGGUAUGUGUCUCUAUGGCAACGAAUUGACUGAAGAGAUCACUCCUGUCGAAGCCUCCUUGGCCUGGGUUAUUCCCAAGAGUAGGAGAGAACCAUCCACUGCCACAUUCAAUGGCGCCGGCAAGAUUUUGCUGCAAUUAAAUGACAAGAAGUUGGUCCCCAGAAGAAGAAUUGGUAUCACCUCGUCUGGACCAGCGCCAAGAUCGGGAGCCAAAAUUUACUAUGAAGACAAGGAAGUCGGCUACAUCACUUCCGGGUCAUUUUCGCCAUCUUUGGGGCAAAACGUCGCCCAGAGUUACCUCGACAAGUCGGUCAAGAUCGGUUCCACUGUGCAGCUUGACAUUCGUGGGAAGAAGAGAGACGGUGUAGUCACCAAACUCCCAUUUGUGCCAAACAAGUUCCACAAGGGUUAA